Arctia plantaginis is the source of this 1812-nucleotide messenger RNA. Lineage: Eukaryota; Metazoa; Arthropoda; Insecta; Lepidoptera; Erebidae. The record is from the annotation of a GenBank genome assembly.
AUGUCUGCCCCCUUUGAGAGCGCUGCGAGCCCUGCACCGUGCGCAUGCACUAAUAUAUCGCUUAUGCAAUUGUUCCAUGAACUUAAACAGAAAUUUCCUGGAGUACCUGAUCAUGUUGUGUCGAACACCAUCGAAUUGUACUGUCAUGAUAAACAAGCCUGUGAGAAGCACCUCCAUAGCGAAGUCAAGGCCUCCCUAACACACGCCUAUCAUGCGUCCUCAUCGGCGGCCGCUCGUCAACUCAAUGAACUCAGAUUAAACUUACCCAUCAAGUGUCGAAACCAACCUAUAGUGAAGCAUGAAGUGGAACAAUCAAUAGCACUUCAGUCUGUUACAUGUCAAGGUCCACAGAAAGCAAUAUUGAGCUGUAGCACACCAACACUUGAGCCAGAGAAGCAGCUUAUCACUGAGCCAGAGAUCCUACUGAACACUGAGUUUCAAAAUAAGCUGAACACUGAUGCCAAUCAAAAUAUUGUGGAGAUUAAAAAUGAUGAAUCUAAUAGAAAUAACAACAACACUUCACCAAUAACUGUUAUCAAUAUUGAUAGUUGUUUCGCUAAAUAUAAUGCUGAUUCGCCUAGUGAUUUGGAAUUGACGAAUGAAAAUCUCAAACAAAACAAAGUUACAUCACCUAUAUUACCAUUAAAAGAAACAUCAAAUUCACUUCAAAAAGAUCAGACAAAUUUAGAACAACCAGAAAGUACAAAUUAUAAGAUUUUGAAGAGUCAUAAAAUUAAAAGCAACUUACCAGAGAGAUUAGAAAAGGGUAAAGAGAAGAAAACUAUUAAAAAAGAAGAACCGGCACCCAUAAAACUAACACAAGACAAACCAAUACGACCAAACACACUUAAUUUCAUUAAACCGAAUCCAGAGAAUGCAUUUAAACCAACACUAAGAGAGCCAGAGAUUGAAACUUGCAGAACAAUCUCACCAGCACCUUCUGUUUCAAGAAACGAAAAUCAACCAAUAAAAGAAGCCAAACCAAAUACAGCAUUUCGCCCCGAGAGAGGGUAUCCGUUAAAUUUGUCAGUUAAUGUCAAUUGUCAUAUGGACUUAAGUCGUGGUUAUGGUGAUCCUUGGUUAGAAGACUAUGAUAGUCCUAGAGCAAUUACAUCUGUGAACUUGACUGUUUGUACUCCUACUUCAAGCAUGGCGAGCCCUGUGAGAGAUACACGGGAAGAAGAUGGAGGGUUUGAGGGUCAUGUGACAGUUACGGUGAGCCCGAGCACAGCUCGUGCACCUAGGCGUCGGGCGCCUCCACCGCCAUCACAGCCAUCAAGGUUGGAGACUUCACCGAGACCUACCAGAGUGGCACCUGAUCCUCCUGUAUCAACUGUUGAUCGAUCGCUAAUAGAACGCCAAAAGGAAAGGCUGGAACGAUUAGCGAUGGCGUUGGCCCAGGAGAAAGGGCGACUGGCCCAACUGACCAAAGAAACGCGGAUCUUGGCGGGGCCGCCGCCAUUACCGUCGGCCACUCAGCGGCUCCGAGAUGACGUUGAGAGGUUGCGAAACCAGUGUGGAUCUCUCGCAAAAAGACUCGAAAUGACUGGCAAUGAACCAGACGAUUCAGGGAAUUUCUACAGCAACAUCUACACCGGCCAGCGGCCGUCGUCGUCCUGGCAGUGCCACAUGUGUACGUUCAGGAAUCACCCACUCCUCGAUAAGUGUGAGGAGUGCGAUAUGCCACGGAUAUUAGUAGGUACGUCCCCAUCACCCCUUAGGACACAGGACUCCGGCUUCGGCUCCUUCCGUGACCACAGCCGAAGAGGCGCUAACCUACCGCCCACACUAACUCAAACUCAAUCAGCCUAG